UCUCAUCCAAUUCCACGCUGGGAGGACGCAGAGCCUGCACGACGGAUCUUUCCGCUUUGAAACUUGAGCCCACGUUGCGUGCAACCCGCGUGUUAAGCCUUCCGUGGACUCUUUUCGUCCUGUUUUUCUCCACUGAGAACGGCCGUGGUUGUUGUUGUUGUUUUUUUUUCCUCCGCUGUGGGUCUUCCCAGCAAAUAGUCGCACCCCGAGCACAAGUAGGGGACGAACCAGCGGGAAGAGGUGUGGACACUUGAAGGCACCAUGAGCAGGCAAACGGUGAACCUUGAUACCUACAGCCUGUCACUGCUCACGGCCAAGGAGGACAUCCUCAACCAUCGCUCCUCCACUAACUGGGCUUUAUUUGUAUACGAAGGACUCACCAACAAGCUCAAACUAGCUGACUCAGGAGUGGGCGGUGUUGCAGAGUUGGCCAGCAAGUUCCAUGCAUCCAAGCCACAAUAUGGACUGUGCAGAGUGGGAAGUGCAGAAACAGGAGGCCCCCGCGUAGCUAUGAUUGCCUGGGUCGGUGAACAUGUGGAAGAAUAUCGCAGGACAGAAUGUGCCGGACACAUUCCAGCCAUCAAACACUUCUUCAAGGAGGCGCACGCCUUCAUUAGUGCGCACAAAGCAGAUGACGUGACAGAGGAGAAAAUAAGAGCUGAGCUCAGCAAGAACCAAGCCCAUCCUCAGUGGACCAAGAAGAGCUCCAGGUUCUCAGAAAGGGAGGACAUAGUUGGUACAAACUACAGGAAGACCAAUGCUGCAAUGGAGAUGAGACUUAUCAACAGAGACUCCUUUUGGGCACGUGCAGAGCGAGAAGAAGAACUGAGGAAGGAAGAGGAGAGGAGACGAGCUGUUGAUGAGAGACGGCGGCUCGAAAGAGAACGCGUUUUGAAGGAACGGAAGGAAUCAGAAGAGCGAGAUCGAAAAAUGAAUGAGAAACUGCGGAUGAUAGAGGAGCAAAGACAAAAGCAGGCAGAACGACAGGAAGAGCUGCGCAGAAAGGAAAAAUUUAGAUGGGAGCAACAGCAGAGAGAGCAUGAGGAUGACAUGAGGGCUCAUCUGAGAAGGAGUGAGUCCAUAGAGAAGGCUGCUGAGGCAGCAGUGUUAGUGUCCCAACGCUCCAUGAACCCUCGGGAGUUCUUCAGGCAGCUGUCGUCAUCGUCAUCACGAAGUCCAACCAGCCCUGGAGCUUCACGUGCUGGUAAACCAUUCAGACGAUACCAGCGCAGCCUGACCGACACCGCUUUCAUCUUCUCUAAAGCAGAGGACAGCACGCCAUCCUCCCCACUCAGCUCUCCCUUCGUCUCCCCCUUCUCCCGGGCCUCUCCCUCCCCCAUCGGUGCCACGUCUCCUCCCACAAGCCCCAUUUUUCGUCCUGUCACCUCUCCGACCAGGACCAAAGUCCCACAAGUGUCACCGCCAAUGUCCCCGCUUCGUAAUGCCCCUCCGACUUCAGCCCCAGUGCCUGUAGUGUCCCCUGCUAAUCAGCAGCAUGUUGUUGAGACCAAAGCUCCAUCACCCACAGAGCCUUCUGCACUGCCAGUCUCCAUUAAUCUGGAAGCUUCCUCAUUCUUUGUCUCGGAAACAAGUAUUCCUACUGAGUCACUCCCCGGGGUUCUGCCACCCUCACCCCCAAAUACUCCAACCGAGCCAGAGCUCUCCACUUUCUGCUUUGGAAGUCCACCUCCACAGCCACCAUCAUCUCCCCUGCCUGAGAUACCACAGCUUAACACAGACCUUUAUACAUCCUUGUUUGUGCAUACUGACACUGGCUACAAAGCACAAGCUGUACUGCUAGAAGUAGACGAGGAGGAAGAUGACGUGGAGGAGAAGGAGGAGGAGGAAGAUGAGGCAGUGAAUGAAGAGGAGGAAGAAGAUGUGAAAGAGAAGGAGGAGCAAGUAGACAUGGAAGAGAAGGAAGAGGAGGAACCUGAAGUGCAACCGCAAACUUGUACAUCCACUGAUGAACCAGUCCAGGCUGAGUCAGAGGAGCAGGUGCAGGUGAAGGAGGAGCAGAUGGUGCGGGAGGAAGAAUCAGAGCAAGAAGUCGAGUCUGCAUCCCCAGAGGAAACAACUGAAAAAGUGUGUGGCGAUGAAGAGGAGGUCCAUGAAGAUAGAGAACACAAUGACCGAUUUGAGGACCGUCAGAGCCCAGAUAAUCUUUUGGAAAAAGAGGAAAAGUCCGAGCUGACAGGUCAAAUCUUAAUUUCAGGUGAGGACCGCAUUUGUCAAACCAUCAAGCUCGAGACAGUGGUCCUGCCAAGAAAUGGGUUCACAAAUGGAGAAGAGAAUGGCAUAGGGAGAUCUCUGAGCCCGUCUGAUGCUGAAAUCAGCUCACCAGAGCUGAGCGGGUGUUAUGACCUUCACAACGCUGCAGAGAGCGACGACAUUGGUGAAGAGAAGGAGAUGUCAGAAAAUGGACAAGAGGUUUUAGCGGAGCAACAAAUAUGUGUCAGAGCUCUGUACGACUACCAAGCAGAAGACGACUCUGAGAUCUCCUUUGAACCUGGUGACAUCAUCCGGGACGUGGAAACGGUGGAUAAAGCUUGGUGGAGGGGGUGGAGCAAAGAUGGCCGCCAAGGCUUGUUCCCUGCCAAUUAUGUGGAGACCAUAUAGCACCCACGCACGCACGCACACACACACACACACACACACACACAUACCCACACACGUUCACACUCUCAGGGACGCCAUUAUCCCUCACAAUUUAAUCGCGAUCUUUCCACGGAGUCUGGAUUUGCCAGAAAAUGUGAAGAAGAUUGCAUUUUCAUGUUCUUUGAUUUAAAAAAAUAUAGACAAUAUUUUCACAAAUUAGCUCUUACAAAACCUCGUAUUCAUAGACAAAACAGUCAGGACCUUUUUUGGGGGGACCAAAAUAUUUUAUUAAGGAAUGUUGGUGGGCAGGAUCACAUCAUAUCACAAUGACAAAUGAUCACAAACUUGCUUUUUCUUGUAAGAAACAAAAACAUGUAUUGUGUGUGUGUGGAUGUUUUUGUUUUAUUCAACAUAUAAUAAGCAUUUGGUUUUCAUGACUAAAACUUCACUGCUCUUAACUAUACAGUGUAUAAUCAAGAUGUACGUGUACGUACACUUAAACUUAUAAUCAUAUGCCCAACUUUCCUGAGAUAUUUUACAGCACUAUAUUUGUUACUGACAGUCUUUCAUAUCUUGAUUAACUGCUGCGGAACACAACAGCAGAGUUGAAAGCCUCCGUAUUUGCCUGUAUCAAUCUUUGAGACGAUGCUGUUUUUUUUUGUUGUCAUGGGGAUGUCUAUACUUGCAUCGUUUGAUUAAGUUCUUUUGUUCCCCCUGGAUUUUAAUUAAGUCAUGUAACACAGACGAUAUGCAGAAAAACAUCUUCAUUCUAUAAUCGAUUUAAAUAUAAUCAUACACUGUAUAUAAAAAUGUAUAGUAACAACAAAUAUUUCAUUUUUGGGUUGUGUAUUGUAUGUUGUUCGGUUAUUUGCUUUGUAUUUACUCCAGACUUACGAAAAUACAGCAUCUACAAACAGUUUUAUUAAAAUGUUCCUGUCCCAUUC
Molecule: messenger RNA, 3542 nt
Organism: Phycodurus eques (leafy seadragon)
Lineage: Eukaryota; Metazoa; Chordata; Actinopteri; Syngnathiformes; Syngnathidae
Product: drebrin-like protein A
Exons: 16
Coding region: 262-2619 (785 amino acids)
Biological process (GO): postsynaptic actin cytoskeleton organization; positive regulation of dendritic spine morphogenesis; regulation of actin filament polymerization
Cellular component (GO): dendrite; cortical actin cytoskeleton; site of polarized growth
Molecular function (GO): actin filament binding
Source: RefSeq, a predicted model, not a curated record